Molecule: messenger RNA, 357 nt
Organism: Prorocentrum cordatum
Lineage: Eukaryota; Dinophyceae; Prorocentrales; Prorocentraceae
Source: the annotation of a GenBank genome assembly
UGUGGCGCCGAUGAGGCCGCCCUCUUGGCGCGCAAGGCGGACGUCCACAAGCACGGACAGGGCGCAAACGCAGCGGGCACGAUAUGCGACGCCACCGACGUGCCAGGCCCGAUGGCAAAAGGGUGCAGCUGGAUGAAGAUUCCUCCCGGCGACGACUGCGCACAAGCCACCGAGGGGGCGUGCAUGUGCCGGGACUACAACCUGUACAGGAACGGCUGCCCGAUUUGUGAACCGAGCCCGUGCACCAAGCGCUAUUGCUUCGACAUCGUUGACUUGCCGGGCAACAACUGCCAGUGGAUGUACAACAGCGGGGACGAUUGCCAGCAGCAGACACAGCGCGCUAUCGACUGCCGCAAG